UCAGGUUCCGUGUCAGUAGUCAGGCAUGCUACCAGGAGCCACCACCUCUUCUUGUCUUUCAGCUUUUACAAAUCCAACUACGUGCAAAAGUUUCACUACUCCAGGCCAGUGCGCAAGGGGACUGUCGACCCUGAGAAUGAGUUUGCUUCCAUGUGGAUUGAGAGAACCUCCUUCACGACUGCCUACAAGCUUCCAGGGAUCUUGCGCUGGUUCGAAGUGGUUCAGACAUCCCAGACCGCAAUUAGCCCUCUGGAGAAUGCCAUUGAAACCAUGUCUGCGGCCAACGAGAAGAUCUUGAUGAUGAUAAACCAGUACCAGAAUGAUGAAACCCUCCCCAUUAACCCAUUCUCCAUGCUUCUGAAUGGGAUUGUGGACCCUGCUGUCAUGGGGGGCUUCGCUAAGUACGAGAAGGCCUUCUUCACAGAAGAGUACACCAGGAUCCACCCUGAGGACCAGGACAAGCUGAGCCGCCUCAAGGACCUGAUUGCAUGGCAGAUUCCCCUCCUGGGAGCUGGAAUUAAGAUCCAUGAGAAAAGGGUAUCUGAAAAUCUGCGGCCAUUCCACGACCGGAUGGAGGAAUGUUUCAAGAACUUGAAAGUAAAGGUGGAGAAGGAAUAUGGUGUCAGAGAGAUGCCUGAAUUCGAGGAGAAGCGUGUGGGUGUGGGCCGCCCCCGGUCGAUGCUGCGUUCCUACAGGCAGAUAUCCAUCAUCUCUAUGGCAUCCGUGAACUCUGACUGCAGCACCCCCAGCAAGACCACCUCUGAGAGCUUUGACCUGGAAGUAGCACCCCCUAAGACUCCAAAAAUGGAGUCAGAGGACCCAAUCUCUCCGGGGAGCACACUACCAGAAGUCAAACUGCGGCGGUCCAAGAAGAGGGCCAAGAGGAGCAGCGUGGUGUUUGCAGAUGAGAAGGCAGCAGCCGACUCAGACAUGAAGCGGCUUUCCAGGAAGCAUGAGUUCAUGAGUGACACCAACCUCUCGGAGCACACAGCCAUCCCUCCCAGGACCUCCAUUCUCUCUCAGAUGAGUUUUGCCAGCCAAUCGAUGCCCACCAUCCCAGGUAUGCACACUGCCACCACCAGCAUGGGGAAUAAAUGUAGUGUAGACUCCGCUGGAAAGUAG
Messenger RNA from Talpa occidentalis (Iberian mole), 1122 nucleotides. RefSeq names its product dedicator of cytokinesis protein 2-like. The record is from RefSeq and is a predicted model, not a curated record. The transcript is spliced from 8 exons. Gene Ontology annotation, molecular function: guanyl-nucleotide exchange factor activity; small GTPase binding. Bases 151 to 1122 code for a protein of 323 amino acids. NCBI's taxonomy places the organism in Eukaryota, Metazoa, Chordata, Mammalia, Eulipotyphla, Talpidae. Gene Ontology annotation, biological process: small GTPase-mediated signal transduction; cell migration. Gene Ontology annotation, cellular component: cytoplasm; plasma membrane.